GUCUGCUGUUGGCCAUUCGGUUUUCGUUGUUCACCGUGGUGGAUGCUGUGCUUGGACGUUCGAGCCUUUCGAUCGAGACUACUUGUGCCGAAAGGGAGCCAUCGUUUCUUCCUCCACUCUCGACCACUGUGUUCAAGUUUGGGAGAAAAAAGUUUCUGUUCGAACGAUUGCUAUUCUAGUUUUUUGCUCCCAAACGUGCAGUGUACGGCAAGUGUGAAGAAGAACACCUUCCAUUCCAGUGUGCUUCAAGUACGUUUCCGUACUCGUUUGCUGGACGAAAUAAAGGAUCAGUAAACCCACCUAACUGGUAUCGCUCGCUAGAGCAGCGUGCCUGUUCCACAGCAGAGACGGGAUCUCGGUGUUUCGUCAGCAAUCUACUUCCGUUCGCACAGGAGUCGAAUCGAGCGUUCAGGCAGUGUCCCUAAAUUCUUCGUCGCAAUUGUUGGGCCGCUCAGAUUGCUUGGCCAGGGCACGGGGAAUCGUUGAUGCGACAGGCUGAAUCAAUACAUCGAACUCGUAACUCCCGUUUUAAAGUGUACAUCUUGGCGAGGAAUGAGCGACAGUGAGCAAACGCUUUAGUAUUGUGGUGAUAAUUUAACACAACUGUGAGGAAGGUACUGGGACAGAAAUAGCAGUAGCAAUUAUUCCACAGUCUUGGGCUAGAAUCAGAAAGUGAUCUGCCGGAGUUGAAAUCGUGUUUCAGCAAGCAUUUGCAAGCGGUGGCAAAAAUCGCCCAAAAAGACCAAAAAGUGAAGUCAGAUUUUUCUUUCACUGACCCUGUUACUGCACAUCACAGCCAACGGGACAAAGUGAGACAGCAAAAGCAGCCCAGCGUUGCGAGUGUGAGUGUGACAGAGGGAGCCAACAGUGAAACAAAGGCGCAACGCAGGAGUGAGCGAGACGGACUAUCUAAAGGGGAGCUGUAAGUUCGGCAUAAGUGUGAGCGAAAGAGCAACACGAACUCGCCUGGAUGUGUGUUUGUGUGUGAAGGGUGUGUGUGUGGAAAAGUGAGCGAAGAAAAUUCAUACCAGCGCACGAGCUGCAGGAUACAGACGCAACGUUAUCGGAGCAUACAGAAGCAGGGAGGGACUGUCAAAGUAACGCAAUAGAAGUUUUCGGAUCCAAGCAGCUCGUGCUUAUUUCAUUGUUGACCACCGUCGGAAGAAGUGCUGCGCCGCGUUCUGUUCGGUUGUGCAGGCUGCUGCUACCUCUGGCCGUGUGGUCGCAAUUGAUUGCGUUUUGUGCGUACACCAUAGUCGCGUGUGGCAUUGUGUUAGUGCUCGGUCGCUCAAUUAAGUUUAUCGUGCUUUUGCUGCAAGUUUUUUUGUGACAUCAAUCUUUGAUUCAUUUUUGGGACUUUAUCUUUUCGCGAGCGUCGUGUGUGUGGACUUGUUGUGGAUACCGUUUUUGGGAUUUGGUGCCGAGGAAGAAAAUCUGUGACAAACCCCACCAUUGGCGCCUACUGCAACCGCGUGCCGAAGUAGUCGUAUGCGAAAUUUCCCAAUACGGUGUUGUGCCAGUGUCGUUCGGGAAAGCAAUAUUUUGUUACGGACAUUGCCAGGACCGUCCAGUCCUGUUAUUGCUAGCUGUGUGAACGGUGUGGAAAUUCGGUGAACGUCGGAUAAUACGUGGUAGCGAUAGAAAGAAGAAGAAAAAAAACACAACGUGAGACAAUAUGCUGAUUAAGCUGGUGAAAGAAGACUUUCCGUGUCUGAAAAACGGGUUUAUAUAACAUUAUCUUCGUGCUAUCGAGUUUCUUCGAAUCUACUUCAACAAGCCAUGACCACGACCCUUGCAUUUCAACAUCCAGAGUGCAUCCAUAAUGAUUAAUGUCUUCAAAAGGACAGAGGCUGAGCAGGAUGUUAUUCCGACGCGUGUGUUCGAUUCACCUAAUUGAGUCGCUGUAUUCGAGCACGCCUUCAACGCCUGAUCACUGACGCUAUGGCUUUCAUCGAUUACUACAUUAUCAAUCGACAGCAGAGAGUGAGCCUGGAGACUUCACACACCGUAGUGGUGCCCCAUCAUGCACAGCGGUAGCUCCAUAUCACCUAAACAUCCCGCCAUACCGAUAUCAAUCGGUAUAGCCUCUCUGGUACUUGAGGGAAGAUCAUCCGCGCUAGAUGACAGCUCGAUCCACGCUCCGUCCACGUCGUGUGCUGCCACCUCGAGCGUUCUCGCAAAUGGCCAUGGGACAGGCGACAGUGGUGCCGGCGGAGGAUCUUCCUCCGGUUCCGGAGGUGCCGGUGGCGAGGAUGAUGAGGACGGUGGGUUUUGCAGACAGAAGCGUUCGAGCGAGGGCACUGGAGCAGGGGCAUCGUCGCUUCAGCAGUGCAGUCUCUUGGCCAUCAACGAGUCACACGGCAAAUCGUUGGCAAUGUCCUGCUGCCACACACCGGACGAAGCGCAACGAAUCAAUCUGAAGCUACAGCAGAUACGAUCUUCCUGCCCAAGCACGAGCAAGGACGAAGUGCAACAGCUGGUGACAGUGUCGGGCGAACCGAGCCGACUGCCCGGUGGCCGCAGACAUGAGCGGGAGCUGUACCAAACGUACUCCAAUGCCACCGGUCAGCGCGAUUCCCUCGAACGGGGAACCGCAUCGUCAGCAUCAUCGGCUGUAUCCUGGGUAUCGCAUGACCACGCCGCCAUCUCAUCGGCUGCCGCUGGUGUCGUUAUCUAUAGUGGAUUCGAGAAAAUGAAUGUACUCGGUACCGUGUCGCCCAUCAAGAAUCACCCGAUGGGCAACAGCUUCAUAAACUUUUCCUCCCCAACGCCGACGGCGGGAGCUGCUGGAGCAACAUCGUCCGCUUCGGCCAAUGCUAUUCAGUCCCGCAAACCAGUGGCUGGCGGCGGGUCGUCUUCAUCAAAGCUACAAGCGUCGUCGCGUCCGCGCGAAGGACCGCACUGUGAGCAGUUUCUGAAGAAGAUCGGACUCAACAAGCCGGAGGCAGCUGAUGGACCGGAGCAUCACUGCAGCUAUCGCAACAAAUACUGCCUUCGCUGGCAGGUGUACUUCAAGCAGCUUUCGUCCAUCCUGACGAACGGUGAAGCGGUUUGCAUCGAGGUGUAUCUCGGACCGGAAAACCAUACCAUACUCCUGGAGCAAUGGAUUCUUAAGCUAGUGAUGACCAAAUCACCGGCAACCAUGACCAUCCAAUCGUUGUGUGCCGCCAUACGUAGUCAGCUGUACUUUUCACAAAUUUCGGCGUGGAGCGAUCUGAUCAAAAAAUCGCUCGAGCCGGACCUUUUCUCAAACCCGCGCAUAAAAAAGUUGAUCCCUGCGGCAAAGUGCAAAGCGGGCGGAGGGUCUCCCUUUUCCCUGGCACAGGCUAGGCUUGAUAUUCUGUUUCGCAUUCGAACAUACGACAAUACUGCGUGUUUUAACGAGAAACCGAACGUUCACAACUUCCCCGAUGCGAGUGUGGCGGACAAUUUCGUGAUACAGGUGUGUCUCAAAAGUUUGCCUCGGCUUGACCGCAUACCCGGAAUCGAUGCCGCGUUGGAUGCAGCGAAGAUGAGUGCAACGCUGCAGAAGCAACAGCAGGUUGACCGUAUACCGUUGCCCUGCCACGAGAAGGGCAAGCAUCGGUGCGCGUUUAGGGUUGAGCUGGAGGAAGAGGAAGACGACGAUGAUUCAUCCAUGGUAGAGGGUGGGAUGGAAGGCGAAGCGGGCGACGGCGAUGUUGGUGGCGAGGACAGUAUGUUGCUCACAUCUGCCGCAAUCAGCCAUCGCGAGAAACAGCUGCUCAAGUACAGAAAGCGAAUGUUGAAGCGUGAAAAGAAAAAGAAAGCCGGCGGCGCUGUGGGAGAAGGAAACAGCAAUGCGAGCCCUACGAGUAGUAGCAGCAACACUAGCAGCGGAGCAACCAGUGUCAGCGAUCGGAACGGAUCCGGAUCCGCCGAUGGGUCAUCGUAUUUGUCGGCAAAAAGUUGUUACAUGAGCGGUCAGAUCGGACCGUUGGGUAACAAUAUGGGAAGCAAAAGCAACCACCCCUCCACGGAACCAACGGCAAACAAUGCGUGUAGCAAUGGAAACUGUCGCAAUGCGUUAACAUCGUCCAUUAAUUCAAUUCAGCCACCGCUUUACUCCUCCACCGAUCGUCACCAGGCAAUGAUGGUGUGUGAUGAUCGUUUUCAUGCGAUCGCUACCAACUCGAAAUCCACCCAAACAGCAACGGCUGCAUUAUCGAUCGACCUGCUGUUGCCGCCGCUCGUUUCGGUAGCGACCCAAACGGAACCCACUGUUUCCACCGCAAUGGUUUGCAGCGAUUGCAAAACUAGAUCUUCCCGGACGGCAAGCGGGAACGAAACGCGCUCCUCACCAGCGAUGAGUGAGCCGGCGCAGCGCGAGAUGGAAGUUAGCCAAAACAUGAACCAUGCCAGCAGCAGCAUUAGCAGCACAAACCGUGAUAGAAAUAUGCAAUAUUUUAACGAUUACUAUAGGACUUACGAUAUUAUCAAUGAAAACUGUGAUAAAGGUCCAGAGGCGCCUGUCGGGUGCGGUAAGCAACAGCAGCCGGGCCGUGCUGAUGUGCACAUGCAGGAUGGCGGCUUCCGUAGCGUCCAACAGUCAAAAUCGAACGGUAAUGGAGUGAGCGGUUGCGAUUUACCCGACACGUUUCGUAGACCGUGCUUCAUUGUCGGCGGCGAUGGGUACGAAGGGGAUGAAGAUGACGAAAGCAGUGCGCAGAAAAGGAACCGUGCAAUCGCAAACGAAGCACCCGCCCUUCAGCAGGGCGAUCUGCUCCUUCAAGCCAUGCAAAGAACUGCCAUGUUGAAUGGGUCGAGUGAGAGAGACGGCCAGGAGCGGUAUGGCAGGGCGAAAAAUGUGCAUGGAAAUGUGGCUUUAAACAACAACAAUUACACCACUGCAAACAACAACUUCGUCGAGCGUGAUAGGGGGAAGGAUGGGUCCGCCGUUCCGGUGGCAAAUGGGGGGAAACAGCACGAGCAGCAUACAGAAGCCACUAGAGGCGACGAAACGGGCGAGAGGAAUGGUGCGAAAUUGGCAGCAGCAAAUUGUGAAACAAGCGAAUGUGAUACCUUCAGUAAGGAAAAGAAGCUAGAUUUAGGUGACUGUCGUCUGUGCAAACGACAAAAAACGAAGCAUAAUUUUAAACUAAACCUUACCCCAUUGCUCUCCUCGGCGGCCGAGGUGCCCCCGUCCUCUUCGAAAAAGGAAGCAUCGAAGAAGACGACGAUGAUCGCUGCGAGCACGGUACUGGACUGUGGAUCAACGCCGCCGGGAUGCCGUCGAACGCUGUCGGAGAGUUUAGUGGGACAUUUUACCAUACCAGGAUCUUCGGCCAUGGCAUCCGGGUCAAACGGCCACGGCGCAGCUAAUUAUGAAGGCCCCGAUAGCGAAACCGUUCAUUCUGGACGUGGGAUGAAUGAGGCGUACGGGCUUGCCUAUUCCAACGUAGAAAAUCUUAGCCCAGGAGACAGUCCAAUGCUGAGCAGCUCGACCGGCGCUGUUGGAAAUGGCAUUUUUACAUUCGAACAGAUGAAAUCGUACAGGCGCGCGUUCUCGGAAGAUGUGAUUGACACGAUCACCUCCCUUGGCCCUCGAUCGUACGCCGGCAAUGAUCGCACCCAAACCACCGAAGAGGAUAGCACCGACGACACUGACGGCAGCAACGGUGGUGAUAAUGAGGUCGAACAGGAGACUCAUCUACAGCAGUCGGGCGGUUGCGUUGACCAUCGUCGUACAGCCAGCGGCGAAAGCUCACGUACAGCGAUUGGAACAUCGGCCAAAUGCGGGCAUCAAAGUACACGCCGUCAUCGGCCGCAUACCUCUACGCCAGCAGGGAAUGAUACCGUGUGUAAGGAGCCACUCUACAUCAGCUGCUCCGAGACGGAUUGUUCUGUCAGCACUGCAAGCAGCGUUUCCCCUCACAAGAAACAAAUUCUGAGCUGUGCUGCCAUCGGAAGCGCUACGAGCACCUCAGAAGGCAGGACAACCGCUAGGGGAGAGGAUUUCUCCAAUACCCUAAAGCAGCAGCUCACACAGCACAAAACAUCUUCAAAAAUCAACCUCAACUACGUGUUUUGCUUGUCACCGCUGGCGCGCGAUGAUUCCGGCUUUACAAGCGGUAGUAGCCCGGCCACUUCAACCACCUUUCCUGCCACUUCCCCGAUCGCGAUCGAUGACGCAGGAACGUUUGGCAAAGCUACGAAAAGCGUUCGAAUGACCAACAGCGCGCACAGCGCGGGACUGUUUCGUUACGACUUUGAAGAGACCCCGGUCAGUCCGUUAUCGGGCACUAUCAAAUCAAAAUCCGCCCCUGCCUUUCCAUUCUCCCCGCCGUUGGGCGGUGGUGCCCUGUCGCCACGCUUUUUGCGAAAUGCCCAGCGCCAGUUUCACCAUCGCUCCCGGUACCCCUCGGAACGAUCGUCCUUCUCAGAGCGUUCGUCUAUCGGCUCGGAUGAGCAGUUUUCCGAUGACGAUCUAUCAUCCUAUCUGUUGGACUCAUCGAACGGCGGCAGCUACUGCAGUCCACUCUCGGGACAUCAACUCCUGCCGACGGAGGAAGGGGGCGUUGGGUCCGCUCUAAAGAUGGGUCGUUAUAUGGCGUGCACCACUGCUGGCCUGCUGCCAACGGCGCAGAUGCUGAGCAAGGUGCUAAACAGGAACCUGUUCCGGUUUGGACGUGCACCAAUGCUCGGGACGCUGGAAGAAUCGCUGCUGCAACGACGGCUGAGUCCGAAAUUCCAGGUCGCCGAUUUUAAGGUGUUGCUGGGCGCCUCUGGCAGCUUCUGUCCGACACAGCUCACCAUACCGGCUGCAUCCUACUUCUACGAGCUCCCUGGGCAGCACUUAACUACACCGUAUGUGUGUGAAUUACGUCUUCCAAGAAAGGGAUACUCGAUACCGCGCACAGGCACCGUCCAGGCAACGUUGCUCAAUCCGCUGGGAACGGUGGUGCGGAUGUUUGUCGUGCCGUACGAUUUUCGAGAUAUGCCAGCUAUGUCCACUACCUUCAUACGGCAGCGCAUACUCGCCUGUGACGAUAGCAGCCUCAAGCUGCUCGGCAAAAACAUCGAACAGCUCAGCAAUGCCGAGCAAAUGAAGUUGCUGCGUUAUGCGAUCCAUUUGCGGUUUCAAACAUCGCGAUCUGGAAAACUGUCGCUUCACACAGACAUCCGGCUGCUGAUUUCCCGCCGCACCGACUGUGAUACGGCCGCUGCCCAUGCGAAAAAUUUACUCGAGUCCCCGAACGAACUGAAAGUGGUUACCAUCGUACCGGAUAAUCCCAAGUUUAGUUUACGUAUUGAUAAGCAGCAGUAGUGUGGCUUUAACAAACUCUCCUCUAUCCCAUGCGUGGUACGGCGAUUGAGCAUUCGAGGUGUGUGAGAAUUUCGUCAACAGUCAACCUAUCGACUGGGGGGGGGGCCUACUAGACACACUGCUCUAUAUUCUCUCUUUUCUUCCGCAAAUCCAACCGUAGAGAGGGAUUUAUUAUCGUUUUGGAUGUUUUUUGUUUCUUUUUUGUUUGUCAUACCGAUUGGCACUAAAACCGGGCGAUUGUUAUUCAUUAAGGAAUUUUACUUGUUUAAUGCGUUUUGUUUUAUAAUAGCUAUAUGCAAUUACAAUGUUUCGAAAAUAUUUGUGUUUAUCGUACUUUGCUUUCUGCUAAUCAUUUUACCACUUCAGUACAGUGUGAUCUCUCUCGCUCGGGCUCGAUAAGUUCAAUAACAUGCAGCAGUUUCUGCAAGUUUAUUUUCGUGAAAGGAAUCUUGUUCCCCCAGCUUUAGAGUAUAGCAAAAGAGUCAAUGAUUUAAACCAACUGGGGAAUGAACCGGGAAAGUUGUGCGUCGCGCAGGUAAUGAAGCAACAGAGCAAUUGAAGUUAAAUAGUUGGCACGUGUGAUGGGGAUGAGAAAACGAAAACUUUAUCAAACGGAAUCGUAGGAUUAAUUCUAAAUGGAGAAUGAAAAUCAUUGGUGAGUCGGUGAAAACCCAUCUGCAAAGAUACAAGCAAUUGUGAUCUAUAGAUCGGUGUAUAGAUUUAUGCUUCAACUGUGAUUGACGAAAAGCGUAAAUUGUAUGUUAGAUACAAACACAAACUGUGUAUAAUCCGAUGGGAUGUGUGUAUGUGUAGGCGAAUGAAAAGAAAUGGUAAACAAAUUCACAGAAAGGAAGAAAACAAGUGGGAAAUAUACUAUCAUUCCAGAAAGAAUGGAAAAACGAUGCAAAACAGAAUGCCAACAAUACCGAUACGUGGAAGAAUCACAAUGGAAAGUGAAUAAAAAUACACCGUUUAUGUUUUGAAAAAAACAAAAAAACGAUAAAAGGACGACAAACAGAUGAUAAUACCGCAAAUGUACAUAGCACGUUCUUACAUGUGAUGCGAGGGCAAUAUGACGAUGAUGAUGAAGGCGAAGAUUUUGCAGAUUGUUAUAGAACGAACGCCUGUGUUCAUUUGUUCGUUACGCUUGUGCUCUUAAAGACAAUGUUUAACAAAACUAUACUUUCGCGCUGGGUUCGCAUUUACGCUACGACACGUUGAGUUCAUGCAUUGCGUACACACAGGCAACUGGUUUACUUCUUCAUCCCCUCAUAAAACUAAUGUUUGUUACACUUAGUGUAGGAAAAAAGUAGUGUAAAGGCAGAAGCAAUGCUGUGAUGCUGCUUUUUUUUUUGCUGUUCUUCAAACGUUUCCCGUGUCGUAUUCAUCUUGGCAUUGAGCAAAGUAAAAUUUAUCUCGCAGGAAGAUUAAAUCUUUCUAGUGUAAUUUGCCAACAAUCCCUUUCCUGUCUUCAUGUUAGUGAAAUAUUUGCCGCGAUAAUAACGAUAUCAUCCCCCUAUGUCGAUAAUUAGCGAAAAAAUCACGAACUAAGGAUUCAACAGAUGCGCAUACACACUAGAUUCAACACACUGCCAUAUAAGCGGAAUGGGAGGAGAGAAAGAAAGCACGCCAAAGCGUUGUAAGGCGUGCCGAUAGCCGAUGAAUGGAUGCGUAAAAAGUUGUACUUUAAUAACGUAGCUAAAAUUCGUUCUUAUAGCGCCUAAUGUUGCAAGUUGACUUUACCGGCAUUGGAAUGUGUAUGGAGUUAUACACGUCGGCUCUAUAUAUGUAUGUGUGUGUAUGUGUGCGUGUAAUAGCGGUGCUUUUUCUCCUAGAUAAGCAAAAAGGCGAAUUAAUACACAUAAACUUGGACUGUUCUUUUUGAACAGAAAAUAACAAUAAUAUCUUCGAUGUCGUUGGAAGGGUUCCUGCAAAUUGGUAUGCCGCCAGGUUACGAGUUGGAAAGCAGACGCUCGCGUAUAUGCGUUGUUUAUGUUUUGUUGUACACUUAACUUGUUUGUAAAGCUCACGUGCGUGGGAGGGAUUGAUUUGUACUAACGUCCUGUGCAUAUCCUACGAUCGGCAAAUACUACAGCACCACUGAUCAGGCAGCUUCGUUCCGAUUGCCGUCCCGACGCUUAGUGCAUCCGUGGGACACUGUGUGCUUUAGAACAAGUAAUUAUUUUACCAUAAAAUAACUAGCAACAUUGCCACCGAGAGAUGAGUUUAAGAAAUCAUUACUAAACAUUACUAAACAACCACAUAGGGCACAAACUCACACACACACACAUACACACAGCUGUGUUUGUGCACAGAUAGAAUGAACAGCAAAAAGCAAAACAAGUAAACUAGUCACAGACCCUAAAAUGAGUCCUUUUACUCAUCGCAAGUGUACGCGUGUGUACGAAUACUUUGUUUUUAACCACCGGAGUCACAACAUUUCAAUUACCAUCAAAUAGAUUUCUCCCAUCAAAUUGAUAUCAGAAAGACAAACGGAUAAUACGGAACACGAUUGCAAUGCCAUUUUCCUCCGACACAGCAAUUAGGGCAAAAACCCAAAAAAAAUUAUAAGGAAGGGUAAAUUUUUACAACUCGUUUCUGGAUCUAUUUUACGUUAAUCCUUAUUGCAUCCUUAUUGCGUAUCUUUUGAUUCUGAGCCCGACAACCGCAUCAACGCGCAUUCAAACUGUAGAAAUAGGUCUGGGGAGUGGCACACGAAUUCAACUGGCUGGAUCAGAGUGAAAGUUAAACCAAAAACUUAAGAAAAUACUAUACAAGGUAAACGAUACAGUAGUAAAAUAGAAAGCAAGUUGAACCAGAGUCGAGACAUAGGAACAUUACGAAAAUAGUAACAUUGUAAGCUAUGUAGAAACAGGAUAACGGAAGGGAAUUAAAAAGAGAAAAAUGAUAUAAUAAAAAAAAACAUACAAACACAAACACUUACACCAACACACAACACACACACAUACACACAAGUGAACGGUAUGAACAAAAUGAUGAAGAACAGAAUAACAAUAUACAUUUACUAUAUAUUUAUAUAUACACAUUUUUUCAGAAAAGUAAUGAAAAAUAUUUAACGAAAUAAUAAAGAAAAACGAAAUCAUAAUUCGCUAGAUGUUCAGUUAAAGAUUAAAAAUAUAA
Molecule: messenger RNA, 10426 nt
Organism: Anopheles coluzzii
Lineage: Eukaryota; Metazoa; Arthropoda; Insecta; Diptera; Culicidae
Gene: atos
Exons: 7
Coding region: 2024-7285 (1753 amino acids)
Source: RefSeq, a predicted model, not a curated record